Molecule: messenger RNA, 714 nt
Organism: Leptosia nina
Lineage: Eukaryota; Metazoa; Arthropoda; Insecta; Lepidoptera; Pieridae
Source: the annotation of a GenBank genome assembly
AUGCUGACGAUAUUCUGUGUUUUAAUUUUGUUCUUUCCGUUCGGCACUUUGUGUCAAACGUGGCACAGCAGAGCCUGUCUGGAUCGUCACCUGGAAUACCUGGAGGAGGUAUUUCAAAGAACACUGCACAGACUCGAAAAUGAUGUGAAAUUCUGCAAUUUGAAAAUUGACGACUUUAACCAAAGUAUAAACAAUCAAAUGUAUUCCUGGCGUGUAGCAGGUACAAUUCACUACACAAACAAUUUCCUUAUUUCAAUCGAAAUGGUGGACGUCACUCGUAUCUCCUCGAUGGUGACGCGAAGAAUGGAAAACAACAUACCGAUCUAUCAGGCUGGUCUUCAGGCUACAAUAAACUUUCACAAUCCGAGACUUGGCUUUGAUGUUUUCGCAGAGUUAGAGGAUAUGGAAGAUCAGCGGUACACCGGUGUUUUUUUGUUUCACUCUAUAACCUUUCCCAUUAAUAUAGUUAAAAAUAUAAACACCAAUGAAACUGCGUUUACAUUUACUAAUGCUGGAUCUAGUGCGAGAUUUGCAAGAAUGGACUCGUUGCCAAACACCAAUGUGUCACAGGUCAUUGGACGAAAUUUUCAGGCAUCUCUUAUUUCCAAUUCCUUCAGCGAGUGGGGACGAAAUAUAAUAAUACCUAUAAUGGAAAAAAUCGUUAAUACCGAAAUUGAGUUUCCCACUAUUAAAUUGGAUGGAUGUACUGGCUGA